AUGAAAGUUGAAAUUGUGGAAUUGGCUAUUUUGUUAUCUUUUAUAAUUUGCGUUGACGGAGAAAAUGUGGAGCAUAACUGCAAAACGGUAGAUGAUUAUUAUUUUAGAAAUAUAAAUGAAUCCGUAUGUUAUCUCAGUUGCCUUUCAAAUGCAUUAAAUAAAUUAUACAGCGAUGGUGAAAAGAGGCUGUUUGUGAAUGAGGAAGCAUACGCAAAUGCUUCUCGUAUAUUGGAUGAUAUGGAAGGAAAAACGGGUGAAAGCACGAAGUAUUUGAGUGUCAUUAGCAGUGUAAUGGAAGGGGAACAUGAUAAAUUGGAAAAGCUUAUAUCUUAUGGAAAUCAAAUGGGAGACCUUGCGGCUAAGGCGGGUGGAUUAUUUGUUGAAGUUAAUGAAAGCGUAAGAGCAGUGAGGAAGGAAAUACGUGACGCUCUUAUACAAGCAAACAAAUAUUAUACGGCUGUUGCGGAAAUUGCAGGAACGGUGUGGGCUUUUGAUGGACAAAAAGUGGUUGAAGGUGAUCACAAGUGUGACCUUGAAGCAAGUAAAAAAACCGUAGAGUUUCAAUCUAAGUGCAGCGCCCACACGUGUCCGCUAAGAAACGGAGUGAAUAAGAGCACCCUUCAACAAUACAAGAAUGGCUGCCUCGAAAUAAGUGUUAUGCACAGCCAUAUUGUGGACUUCUGCCACCAAUCGCCUAGGAAUGUCCUCUAUGUUAGUGGCGCUGUAAAAGACUCAGGUAAUGCACUGAAAUGGAAACCCGGUCAUGCUUUCUUCCUCACUAUUGAAGUAAAGGGUAUCUUCAGCUCCCUCAUCGCUUCCUUUACUGCUGGUCAUCCACCUCCCGUACUUCUUGCAAUGGUGUCCAAUAUGACUUUACUUUACUCGCUUUUCAGUGAGACUUACAGCAAUUUCACUUCGUUGUUGCUCGGCACAAGUAUCACCGAUAAUUUGAAUAGUACUGAUUCUACCACUUGA
Molecule: messenger RNA, 975 nt
Organism: Trypanosoma brucei brucei TREU927
Lineage: Eukaryota; Euglenozoa; Kinetoplastea; Trypanosomatida; Trypanosomatidae
Product: expression site-associated gene (ESAG) protein, putative
Exons: 1
Coding region: 1-975 (324 amino acids)
Source: RefSeq, a predicted model, not a curated record